Molecule: messenger RNA, 7239 nt
Organism: Drosophila gunungcola (fruit fly)
Lineage: Eukaryota; Metazoa; Arthropoda; Insecta; Diptera; Drosophilidae
Gene: zye
Product: mucin-2
Source: RefSeq, a predicted model, not a curated record
UCUUCGGCGCUUAGUGCGGCAACGUCCACUUCGCCAGCUGCAUCCCAGCGAUUUUUCCCCAAGCACGAGUCCACCAACCAGUGCAAAUAAAGCUUAAGACUUAAACUAAAGAUGGUCAACAUCGGCCACAUUUUCGUGUGGGCCUUGCUCUUGGUCACUACUUCGGGCACUGAUCUGAGCGAUGAUGAGGCGCUCAAUGACGUAUUAAGCGAACUUGAGUUUGACGACUCUUCGACCAGAUUAGCUCGCGACACUUCUCUGUCGGCUAAGCACAUCGAGAAGAUCGAUGUGAAAUGCGACCAAGGUGAUGGUAUGAUGGUCGAGGUGGAGUUCGCCGAGGACUUCGAUGGAGUCAUCUACAGUCAGGGGUAUUACAACGACCCCAAAUGCAACUACGUGAAGGGCGACCGAGCGGGUCGCAGUUUCACGUUCACAGUGCCAUACAAUGGAUGCGGCAGCAAACCAUCGUGCUCCGUAUGCGCCUCGAUCGAAAACAUCCUGAUUAUUCAGGAUGACAGGGACAUUCAAAACAGCUUCGAUAUAGCACGAAAGAUAUGGUGCAGUCGGGGUGAUGAACGUGAGAAGACUGUCUACUUCAAGCCAUUUGUGGUGGACAUGCUCGAAGUGAUUUCUGUGGAUACACCAAGUGGUCCUGUGGAGUGCUGGAUGGAAAUCGGCACUGGGUCUCCGCCCAAUAUCAAACCUAUUCAGGGCACUCUUACCCUCGGAACGGACAUAACGUUCACCAUUAACGUUAAGCACUCGGAACAGGCAUGGGACAUAAACAUACUGCAAUGCUAUGCCUCCGAUGACAUGGACUUUGAGGCCAGAACCACGAAAAGGUUACAGCUCUCGGACAAAAGAGGAUGCUCGAUAAAGGAGAAAAUAUUUGGGGAGUGGCGAAAGUUCGAAGCGCCCUCCAGUCUAACGGCCACCUAUUUUAAUACACUUAAGGCCUUCAGGUUCCCCGACCGAUCCCAGGUUUAUCUGAAGUGUGACAUUGAACUCUGCAAUGGUGCUUGCAAAAGGGAUUACUCUUGCGGCAGUGCGAGGACAGGCCCAUGUCCCGAGGGAUCAACUGAUCCGCAGUGUCUGCAGGAUCAUCUGAUUUCACCAAAGCCACGUUGCUAUCCCGGCUCCAGAGAACCUGGAUGCCAAACGCCCACUUCCCGGCCGCCGACAACGAUCAGGAUACCAAUAGCCUCAACAUUCACGCCUAGGCCGCGGUGCUAUCCUGGAUCCAACGAUCCAAGUUGUCCGCAGCCUACGUUGACAACAUCCCGGCCCAGUUGUCCUUUAGGCUCAACUGAUCCCCGUUGUCGCAUUGGACCACAGCCAACAACAAAGUCACGGUGCUAUCCGGGAUCAAAUGAUCCGGAAUGUCAGCCAGCUACAUAUCUUCCGCCGACAACGAGAAGGACUACGACCAAACCACGUUGUUAUCCGGGCUCAACUGACGUUGAUUGCCAGCCCGUAACAAGGGCAACCACUACCACAUUGAAGCCAAGAUGCUAUCCAGGCUCCGAUGAUCCUGAAUGUCAGCCGGCAACUUAUCUUCCGCCGACAACGAGAAGAACUCCGAUUCCUACGACAAAACCACGUUGUUACCCGGGAUCCACCGAUCCGGACUGCCAACCCAGAACCAGAACACCAAUUACUACCCCGAAACCAAGAUGUUAUCCAGGCUCUACCGAUCCUGAAUGUCAACCCGCUACUUAUAUUCCACCAACCACAAGGAGAACACCAAUCCAAACAACAAGAACGCCAGUAACCACAUCAGGACCAAAUUGUUAUCCGGGCUCAACUGAUAGUCGUUGCCCACAAAAACCUCCAACAACUCCAAGGUGUUAUCCGGGAUCUACUGAUCCCGAAUGUAAGCCCGCAACGCGUGUGACUCAGAAACCACCUACUACACCGCAGCCAAAGUGCUAUCCCGGAUCAACAGCUCCAGAGUGUCUUAAUUGUUAUCCAGGUUCCCCAGACCCAAGAUGUCCCAAGGUUCCAACCACAAGGAAGGCGGGAUGUUAUGAGGGUUCAGAUGAUCCAAAAUGUCAGCCUGCCACAUAUUUACCUCCUUCAUCUCGCCGCCCUCCCACGAUUGCGCCUAAGCCCAGAUGCUAUCCGGGAUCAACGGAUCCCAGCUGUCCGCAAACAACUCGACCAACCACAAUAAGGACACCCAUAACUACGUCUAAGCAAAGGUGCUAUCCGGGGUCUAGAGACCCAGAAUGUCAGCCUCCGACGAGGCAACCAAUUACAACGCCCAAGCCAAGAUGCUUCCCUGGAUCUUCAGAUCCCGAGUGUCAGCCAGCAACAUAUCUUCCACCAACAACUGCAAGAGCCACAAUUACAACAGUUAGGCCUAGGUGUUAUCCGGGAUCUAAUGAUCCGGAAUGUCAGCCAGCUACUUACUUGCCUCCGACGACCAGAAGGCCUGUAACCACUUCUAAGCCAAACUGUUAUCCGGGUUCGACAGAUAGACGCUGUCCGCAGGAACCCGUAACGACAUCAAAGCCCAGAUGUUAUCCCGGCUCAACGGACCCGGACUGCCAACCAGCUACGGUGCGAACAACAAUUCCGACAACACGAAGACCUCCAACUACAUCGAAGCCCAACUGUUAUCCGGGCUCAACAGAUAGCCGUUGCCCACAGAAACCGCCAACGACUUCAAAGCCGAGAUGUUACCCGGGAUCUUCGGAUCCUUUCUGUCAACCAGCAACUUACCUCCCGCCAUCAACAGCACGAACAACGAUUCCUACUACAAAGCCGAGGUGUUAUCCUGGUUCCAGUGAUCCUUAUUGCCAGCCACCAACAACAAGAACGCCUGUGACUACUUCCAAACCUAAUUGUUAUCCUGGUUCCACUGACAGUCGUUGUCCUCAGAAACCAGUAACUACUCCGCAACCUAAGUGCUAUCCCGGCUCUUCAGAUCCGGAGUGUCUUAAUUGUUUUCCUGGAUCUCCAGAUCCAAGGUGUCCAAAGGUUCCCACAACGAAGAAGGCGGGAUGCUAUGAGGGUUCAGAUGAUCCAAAAUGUCAGCCUGCCACAUAUUUACCUCCAUCAUCUCGUCGUCCCCCGACUAUUGCACCCAAACCCAGAUGCUAUCCGGGAUCAACAGACCCCAGUUGUCCGCAACCAACAACAAGAAGGACACCCAUAACUACAUCUGGGCCUAAGUGUUAUCCAGGAUCUAAUAAUUUAGAGUGUCAGCCAGACACUUACUUGCCUCCGACCACCAGGAGGCCUAUAACUACUUUUAAGCCAAGAUGUUAUCCGGGCUCAAGGGAACCUGAAUGUCAACCUCCAACAAGGCAACCAAUUACAACGCCCAAGCCAAGAUGCUUCCCUGGAUCUUCAGAUCCCGAGUGUCUGCCAGCAACACCAACAACUGCAAGAGCUACAAUUACAACAGUUAGGCCUAGAUGUUAUCCGGGAUCAAAUGAUCCGGAAUGUCAGCCAGCUACUUACUUGCCUCCGACGACCAGGAGUCCUUUGACCACUUCGAAGCCAAACUGUUAUCCGGGUUCGACAGACAGACGCUGUCCGCAGGAACCCGUAACGACAUCAAAGCCCAGGUGUUAUCCCGGCUCAACGGACCCGGAAUGCCAACCAGCUACGCCACCAACAACAAGAACGCCUGUGACUACUUCCAAACCUAAUUGUUAUCCUGGUUCCACUGACAGUCGUUGUCCUCAGAAACCAGUAACUACUCCGCAACCUAAGUGCUAUCCCGGCUCUUCAGAUCCGGAGUGUCUUAAUUGUUAUCCUGGUUCACCAGAUCCAAGAUGUCCCAAGGUUCCAACCACAAGGAGGGCAGGAUGUUAUGAGGGUUCAGAUGAUCCAAAAUGUCAACCUGCCACAUAUUUGCCUCCUUCAUCUCGACAGCCUCCCACGGUUGCACCUAGACCCAGAUGCUAUCCAGGAUCAACGGAUCCCAGCUGUCCGCAACCAACUCAACCAACCACAAUAAGGACUCCUGUAACUACGUCUAAGCAAAGGUGCUAUCCGGGAUCUAAUGAUCCGGAAUGUCAGCCAGCUACUUACUCUCCUCCGACGACCAGGAGGCCUGUAACCACUCCUAAGCCAAAUUGUUAUCCGGGUUCGACUGAUAGACGCUGUCCUCAAGUACCAGUGCCGACACCAAAGCCAAGAUGUUAUCCCGGCUCAACGGAUCCUGAAUGUCAACCUGCAACAUACCUCCCACCAACAACGGCACGCACAACGGUUCCUACGACUCGGCCAAGGUGUUAUCCCGGUUCCGAUGAUCCCGAUUGCCAACCACCUGCAACAACUAGAACGCCUUUGACAACAUCAAAGCCAAUUUGUUAUCUGGGCUCAACAGAUAGUCGUUGCCCCCAGAAACCGCCGACGACUUCGAAACCAAGAUGCUCACCUGGAUCUACUGAUCCUGAAUGUCAGCCUGCAACGUAUCUUCCUCCUACAACUGCGAGACCAACCAUUUCUACAACCAAGCCAAGGUGUUAUCCGGGAUCAACCGACCCAUAUUGUCAACCAAAAACAUAUUCCCCACCGACAUCAAGACCACUAAUAACGACAUCAAAGCCCAGAUGUUAUCCAGGUUCUUCAGAUCCUGAUUGUAAGCCAGCAACUUAUCUUCCACCUACAACUGCACGAGCUACGAUUACUACUUCGAAACCAAGGUGUUACCCGGGAUCUAGUGACCCUGAAUGUCAGCCAACUACUUACCGGACCCCAACAACUAGAACGCCUAUAACCACGUCCAAGCCCGAUUGUUAUCCGGGCUCCACUGACAGUCGCUGUCCGCAGAGGCCUCCAACUACUCCGCAGCCCAAGUGCUAUCCCGGAUCUUCAGAUCCGGAAUGCCUGAAUUGUUAUCCUGGUUCACCAGACCCAAGGUGUCCCAAAAUUCCGACCACAAAAAGAGCAGGAUGUUAUGAGGGUUCAGAUGAUCCAAAAUGUCAGCCUGCCACAUAUUUGCCCCCGUCAACUCGCCGCCCAACCACAAUUGCUCCCAAACCCAGAUGCUAUCCAGGAUCAACGGAUCCGAGCUGCCCGCAACCAACUCAGCCCACCACCAUUAGGACACCUAUAACUACAUCUAGACCUAGGUGUUAUCCAGGAUCCAAUGAUCCGGAUUGUCAACCAGCCACUUACUCUCCACCAACUUCAAGAUCACAAAUCACUACCUUGAAGCCAAGGUGUUAUCCUGGGUCAAGGGAUCCAGAGUGUCAGCCAGCUACUUACUUGCCUCCGACUACAAGGACUCCUGUUACUACUUCCAAGCCGAACUGUUAUCCAGGCUCGACAGAUAGACGCUGUCCUCAGGAACCAGUGACGACUCCAAAACCAAGAUGUUUCCCUGGCUCAACGGACCCCGAAUGCCAGCCAGCCACUUAUCUUCCACCAACCACGCUGAGAACAACAAUAACCACGGUCAAGCCAAGAUGUUAUCCGGGGUCCAGUGACCCGGACUGUCAGCCUGCAACAUACUCACCUCCAACUACUCGGAGGCCAAUAACUACGUCGAAGCCAAAUUGUUAUCCGGGCUCAACUGAUAGUCGCUGUCCGCAGAGGCCCAAAACGACUCAAAAACCAAGAUGUUAUCCUGGAUCUACAGAUCCUGACUGUCAGCCUGCAACGUACCUUCCUCCAUCAACGGCAAGAACAACGAUUCCCACAACCAAGCCAAGGUGCUAUCCGGGAUCAAGCGAUCCUUACUGCCAGCCACCGACAACUAGUACACCUGUAACAACAUCCAAGCCCAAUUGCUAUCCGGGCUCAAAGGAUAGUCGCUGCCCACAGGAACAACGCACCACUCCGCAGCCGAGGUGCUUCCCCGGCUCAUCAGAUCCUGAAUGUCUGAAUUGUUAUCCUGGCUCCCCAGAUCCGAGAUGCCCAAAGAUUCCAACCACAAGGAAGGCCGGAUGCUAUGAGGGUUCCGAUGAUCCAAAGUGCCAGCCUGCUACUUACCUACCCCCAUCGACUUAUCGACCGCCUACAAGUGCGCCUAAGCCGAAUUGCUAUCCAGGAUCAACUGAUCCGAGGUGUCCGCAACCUACUCAGCCUACAACUAUAAGAACACCAGUUUCCACACCAAGGUGUUACCCGGGGUCUACAGAUCCUGAUUGCGAGCCAGCAACAAGAGCACCUAUAACAACUUUGAGGCCAAGGUGCUAUCCUGGCUCUAAUGAUCCGGCGUGUCAACCAGCUACUUACUCUCCUCCGACUACAAGGACUCCUGUAACUACUUCCAAGCCAAAUUGUUACCCGGGCUCGACUGAUAGACGCUGUCCGCAGGAACCAGUGACGACCAAACCAAGAUGUUACCCCGGCUCGAAGGACCCUGAGUGUCAACCGGCUACUUACCUUCCACCGACGACGGCACGCACAACGAUUCCUACGGCUCGGCCCAGGUGUUAUCCGGGUUCCAACGAUCCGGAUUGCCAGCCAGCAACAUACUCGCCUCCGACCACCAGGACGCCUAUAACUACACCCAAGCCGCGAUGCUAUCCUGGCUCUAACGAUCCCUACUGCCAGCCAGCUACAUACCUUCCGCCCACGACAGCCAGUAGAUGUUAUCCCGGCUCCAACAAUCCUGAGUGUCAACCUGCCACGACCCGAACUCCUGUGACUACUUCCAAGCCCAACUGCUAUCCAGGUUCCACAGACAGUCGCUGCCCUCAGAAGCCGCCCACUACAACCAGACCCAGGUGCUAUCCAGGAUCAUCGGAUCCUGAGUGCCUGCCGGCGACAACGACAAGAACGCCGAUUGCCGGAACCACCCCUGUCUAUUGCUAUCCGGGAUCCAUUGAUCCACGUUGUCCUGAUUCCGGAUACAAGGGCACCAGCCGCAUCCCUGCCACUUAUCUGCCGCCCCUGAGUGAUCCGGGCUACGACAGAACCAUUCGGAAUGCGAAGACCUUGUUCUUCAAUGAAAUCAACCACUUGGCAUUUACCGACAACAACGUCUUCGAGCUGGACGACGACGAAGGCGAGCCAUCUAGGGUGAAGCGCGAGCUUAAGAUCGACGAGGAUGAGGAUCUCCUGUCCAAGAGAAUUAUGAAGCGCGAGCUUAACGAGCGACCAUCAGAGCAAGAAGUGAUUUCCCUGACCCUCGGAGUGCGAACUGGUAUCAGUGUUAAAUAGUCGUUGAAGGUCUAGUAGCAGUUAAGCAUAACAAUAUUAUAAUAUCAUCAUACACCGAUAUGUAUUUACCUAGAAUGAUAUUCAUUAAAUAUAAACCUAUGUACAAAUGUA